Sorex fumeus (smoky shrew) is the source of this 1997-nucleotide messenger RNA. RefSeq names its product opioid growth factor receptor like 1 (gene OGFRL1). NCBI's taxonomy places the organism in Eukaryota, Metazoa, Chordata, Mammalia, Eulipotyphla, Soricidae. Bases 81 to 1490 code for a protein of 469 amino acids. Gene Ontology annotation, molecular function: opioid growth factor receptor activity. Gene Ontology annotation, cellular component: membrane. The transcript has 8 exons. The record is from RefSeq and is a predicted model, not a curated record.
AGCGCGCCAGCCGCAGCCCCGCCAGCCCCGCCAGCCCCGCAGCCCAGCCCGGCAGCCCCGCGCCCGCCGCCGGCGCUUCAAUGGGCAACCUGCUCGGCGGGGUCAGCUUCCGCGAGCCCACCACGGUGGAGGACUGCGACUCCACCUGGCAGACGGACUCGGAGCCCGAGCCCGAGGAGGAGCCGGGGCCGGCGGCUGGCAGCGGCAGCGGCGGCAGCGGUGGAGGCGGCGGCGGCGGCGGCGGCGACGGGGACGCCGAGGCCCCGGGGCGGGAGCCCGAGCAGCCGGCGCAGCCCGACGAGCGCGGCGGAGCGCGGCCCCGGGACGCCGAGGCGCCGGGCGCCGAGCAGGGUGGUGACUCCACUGAAGCAACCACCAAACCAAAGAGAAGUUUUUAUGCUGCAAGAGAUCUAUACAAAUAUCGUCACCAGUAUCCACAGAACUUCAAAGAUAUCCGAUAUCAAAAUGACUUGAGCAAUCUUCGUUUUUAUAAGAAUAAAAUUCCAUUUAAGCCAGAUGGUGUUUAUAUUGAAGAAGUUUUGAAUAAGUGGAAAGGAGAUUAUGAAAAGCUGGAGCACAACCACACAUAUAUACAAUGGCUUUUCCCAUUGAGAGAACAAGGUUUGAACUUUUAUGCUAAAGAACUAACCACAUAUGAGAUUGAGGAAUUCAAAAAAACAAAAGAAGCAAUUAGAAGAUUCCUUCUGGCUUAUAAAAUGAUGCUAGAAUUUUUUGGAAUAAAACUUAUUGACAAAACUGGCAAUGUUGCUCGGGCUGUCAAUUGGCAGGAAAGGUUUCAGCAUCUGAAUGAAUCCCAGCACAACUAUUUAAGGAUCACCCGUAUUCUUAAAAGCCUUGGUGAGCUUGGAUAUGAAAGUUUUAAAUCUCCUCUUGUAAAAUUUAUUCUCCAUGAAGCUCUGGUGGAAAAUACUAUUCCCAAUAUUAAACAGAGUGCUCUGGAGUAUUUUGUUUAUACAAUUAGAGACAGAAGAGAAAGGAGAAAGCUCCUACGUUUUGCCCAGAAACAUUACACACCUUCAGAAAAUUUUAUCUGGGGACCACCGCGGAAAGAACAGUCUGAGGGAAGCAAAGCUCAGAAAAUGCCUGCCCCUCCCACGUCUGGUCACAGCACCCAAACCUCUGUGCACAAAAAAUCCAAGGACUCCAAAAAUUCCUGCUCUGCUGAUCAUGCGAAUAGCAAAAUAGCUGAAGAAAAACCAGUGACACCUCGAGAGCUUGGAGAAGAGACAGACACGCCCAGCACAGAGCCCAACAGCGAUGCUGCCAGGCCUAGAAAUACAGAGGACACAGAGAAGGACAAGGAUGGUGAAGCGGAGAAUGUAAAUCCUCAACCAGAGAAAACACCGAGUAACACCACAGAGCAAAAGGAGAAUCCAUCUCCUGAAAACAAUGGAGAAGGUGAUGAGCAUAACAAAGAUUGUGAGAAUCUUGGAAGUGCGGGUUCCCCUGAUGAUGUACUAUUACAGUGAAUUAUCCAAAAGCUCACAUACCAAUUUGGGAAAAUAGGUACGAUUCUUAUAAAGAUGUUUCACUUCCCAGUUAACCGCUGACUCAGCAGCAGCUGCUGGGCCUUCUCUGUGCUCUGUAUUCUACUGCAGUAUGAAUUACAGAAUGCUGUGCAUGUCUGUUCGUACCAAUACCAUGUGUAUGUGGUAGGAGUUGUAACCAGUUUCUGGAUCUGUAUGGUACUAUGAAAUACUUAUUUUAUAAUUCUGUAACUGUAUGGCAGUGUUUUGCCAAAAAAAAUGUGUAAAGAGCAAUAGUUUCUGUUGCCUACUGCUGUAUUUUAAAAUAUUGUUUUUAAACUGAUAUAUUUAGAGUUUCAUUAGAGAAAUUAUUUUUAAUAACAAUCACCAACUAUACAUCCUGUAAAAUUAAUAAAAAUCCACUUUUGUCUUAGUUCACAUUUCAGCAUUGUGUUAGAGUACAUAUGUUGGCUUUGCAUGAUUAAAAUAUUUUUUAAGAGCUGGAACAAA